AUGGCUAACAACUGUCUGGAGGGGGAGGGGUUUGCUCACUUCGCUCGGCGGCUCUGCGGGCUGAAGAUGGCGGACGCAGAAAACAGUGUCGGAACGGCCUUCUCGGGCGCCUCCGAUAUGGACGAGCCUGCCGCUAAAAAGCCGAAAAUUUCCUUGGCGGCCAACUUCGGCCUCAAAAUCACCGACGCCAAUAAAAUGCCGUGCGUGUCUGGAGUCGCGGAGAGUUUGGAAGCCGCGGUGAAUCGCGCCCAGCCAGCGGAGAGGGAAGCAAAGCCGGCGAUGGCGGUCGAGCAGGCCCCAGGAGCGCAAGGCGGAGACAACAAUGGCCAUGGACUGCUCGUUUCCGAGCCCUUUAAGCCCGCGGUGACACCAGACGACAGCGCCGUGCUUGGGACUUUCGAAACCAGUGCGGGUCUCAUUGGGUGUGUCAAUCACUCCUCCAAUGGGUUGGCCGUCACACCGGAGCAUGUCACAGAAGACGAUGACCGAUCGUCUCAUGCCAGCUCCAGCGACUGGACACCUCAACCGCAUAUCGGUUCCUACAGUUUCAUCCAGCAACACAUCAGAGAGACUGACCCAAGGAUCAUUUUAAGGGAGUUGCUGCCAGAGACUGUCCUGCCGCCAGAUUUAGACGACAUGACGCUGUGGCAGAUAAUCAUCAAUAUCUCCGAACCUCCUAAAAGAAAGAAACGCAAGGAUAUUAACACCUUGGAAGAUGUGGUCAGGCUUCUCCAUGAAAGUAAAAAGAUUCUUGUGCUGACAGGUGCCGGGGUGUCUGUUUCAUGCGGGAUACCAGAUUUCCGCUCCAGAGAUGGAAUUUACGCUCGUCUUGCCGUUGAUUUUCCUGAUCUUCCAGACCCACAAGCUAUGUUUGACAUUGAAUACUUCCAAAGAGAUCCGAGGCCAUUUUUCAAGUUUGCUAAGGAAAUCUACCCGGGUCAGUUUCAGCCCUCGCCCUGUCACAAAUUCAUAUCUAUGAUGGACAAGCAGGGCAAGCUGCUCCGCAACUACACGCAAAAUAUCGAUACAUUAGAACAAGUAGCCGGAGUUCAGCGAAUCAUCCAGUGUCACGGGUCAUUUGCGACUGCAUCCUGUCUUAUCUGUAAAUACAAAGUGGAUUGUGAAGCUAUAAGGGAAGACAUCUUUAACCAGCGCGUCCCCCAUUGUCCUCGGUGUCCAGAUAUUCCUUUGGCAAUAAUGAAACCCGACAUUGUCUUCUUUGGAGAGAAUCUUCCAGAAAUGUUCCACCGAGCCAUGAAGCAGGACAAGGACGAAGUAGAUCUUUUGAUCGUCAUCGGCUCUUCACUGAAAGUCCGACCGGUCGCCCUCAUCCCGAACUCCAUUCCUCAUGAAGUGCCUCAAGUCUUGAUCAAUCGGGAGCAGCUGCCUCACCUCAACUUUGACGUAGAGCUGCUGGGAGACUGCGACGUCAUUGUCAACGAGCUCUGUCAUCGGCUGGGCGGAGACUUUGAGCAGCUCUGCUACAAUACCGUAAAACUCGCCGAGAUUACGGAAAAACCCCCUCGGUUACUGGAGCAGCAGCAGCCGCCGCAUGAAGCCUUGUCCGCCGCCUGCGACAGAACACCAGAAGAGCCGAAGAAUGACAGUACAGACUCUGUUCUAAAGCCUUCACCGCCAAGUCCGAAUGUCACAGAAACCGACUGUCACGUCGCACCUCGAGAGCCUUGUCCUAGCCAAGAGUCACCGGUUAAAGACUCAACCAAAGAAGAGGGCACGGAAGAAAGGAGUCAAUCUUCCCACCAUGAAUUUCGGCGACGGUGUUGGAUGAAUCGGAUCAACCGAAGUCCCAUUAGCAAGCGCCUUGACGCGGGCCAGUACCUGUUUCAAGCACCGCAUCACUACAUCUUCCACGGAGCCGAAGUUUACUCUGACUCUGAGGACGAGACGUCGAGCUCGUGCGAAAGCGACAGCGAGGAGUCCGAAUGCACCGCUGACGAGGGAGGGGAGCACAGCGACCCGGAGGACGGUGAUGGAGCCGUCCACCUCAGAGACACGACGCAAGUCACUUUAGCCGACGAGGACACGUCCAAUAUCCAGGAAGACGGCACGGCCGAAAAAACUCAGAGCAACACACACCUUUAAAAGACAAAGCACUCAACUUUUUGUAUAUGUAUUUAUAGAUAUACAUAUAUAUAUAUAUAAACUGUAUAUGUUUCAUAUAUUUUUGACUCAUCAGCCUGUUAUUUUUCAUAAAGAUAAAAGUUUGUGACAAUAUAUGUGAAUACGGAACGCGUUUUUGCGCCCACUUUAAUCACGCAUUGUCUGAAAUGUUCACACUUACUUUGAAAUCUCUUUUUGUAUUCAUGUUGGGAAUGGCAUCGGUUCAUCUACUGCAACUUCUGACAGGACGGCAGUUUAAGCUUUAAGACACGACUUAUUAUCAGUCAACAUGUGACACGAGCUGUGGUCCAAUGUGAUGUUUUGAUACUGUUUUCUGUCACAAGAGCAUGAACUUCUCAGUCAAACGCCUGCUAAGAUGUGGCCUCCGAUGGCUUGCUUGAACAUUUUGGCUUGCCUGAACAAAAAAAAAACGGUUAAACUCUAGUCAUUCACAUGCAGCAGUUAACAGUCCACUUUAAGUUUAAACCAAAGAACAUUUUGUCGCCGUGAUCACGUCACUUCAACUCAUGUCACUUGAGUCCUGCAGAGAGAUUAUUGAAAGGGUUCCUUCAGACUUGGCAGCUACUUUUUAUGGUCAAGCUUCUUAUUUUUAUACUCGCCUUGGAGACAUACUCUGCAGAGAGUAGAUGACAGUCUGUACAAAGUUGUUUUGUUAUGAAGCCUUAUGUUCAAUCGAUAUUGGGGGGGGAAAGAAAAUGCCGUCUUCAUAAAUCUGAUUGUUGUAUUUGCAUUUUAACAAAUUGGCUGCCAAUGACGGUGCUAGACGUCCAAACUGUUUUGACUGGGCUGGUCAAAAUGGUUUGGACGUCCAGCACCGUUAAUGGCAGCCAGUCAGUUAAAUGAAUGCCCUAUAGAGUUAUGUGUUUAUGAAACCGAGUGCCGUCAGUGGCACUGAAAGAUGAGCAUUCACAGCCAGUUCUCCCAGUUUAAAUAAAUUGGGUGUCUAUCGUUGUCAAUGGCAUGGUUGAAUGAGUUGAAUACAAUGAAACGAUCAACUUUAGAGUGGUACUUGGGGCUGUAACUA
Molecule: messenger RNA, 3166 nt
Organism: Corythoichthys intestinalis (scribbled pipefish)
Lineage: Eukaryota; Metazoa; Chordata; Actinopteri; Syngnathiformes; Syngnathidae
Gene: sirt1
Product: sirtuin 1
Exons: 10
Coding region: 1-2103 (700 amino acids)
Biological process (GO): negative regulation of DNA-templated transcription
Cellular component (GO): rDNA heterochromatin; nuclear inner membrane; nucleoplasm
Molecular function (GO): histone deacetylase activity, NAD-dependent; p53 binding; NAD+ binding
Source: RefSeq, a predicted model, not a curated record